AUGCUGGAUCAUGACACUGCAUGGAACUUUGCGCUUUCCGGGACUGAAGAAGUUUUUGGACACCCCAUCAUCGGUGAUUGGUGCCGGGAGGCUCCUGCGACAAGACACGAAGACAGAUCGGACCGCGGGACGAGCGCGACGCCCUGCCUCACCACAUCACCCGGCUCGACAGGCGCAAGCACAGAGCUCAGCGACCUGUGGAUGGGCAGCUGCAGAAAUCUCGAGGAGGAUGUACUGAACGCUGCUGCAGUACCGCUCGGCUGCGAAGAGGCAGCAAGUCCGUCUACAGCAAUCAAUGGCUGGUUCAACACUGUAGGAAGGAUGGACCAGCUGCCAACGGAACCCGUUCCAGCGUUUGCCAUGGACCUGGAGAUGCAGACCGGAUGCACAGGUGUCGCCGUGCCGUCUGAGACAGGCCUGGCCUCACCACCUUUGGGCGCGCUCGCAGACGACACCCGCACCCUUUUCGGAUCGAGUUUCUUCAGUCUCUAG
Molecule: messenger RNA, 492 nt
Organism: Acaromyces ingoldii
Lineage: Eukaryota; Fungi; Basidiomycota; Exobasidiomycetes; Exobasidiales; Cryptobasidiaceae
Exons: 1
Coding region: 1-492 (163 amino acids)
Source: RefSeq, a predicted model, not a curated record